Messenger RNA from Trichoderma gamsii, 990 nucleotides. RefSeq lists its product as hypothetical. The coding region runs from base 1 to 990 and encodes 329 amino acids. NCBI's taxonomy places the organism in Eukaryota, Fungi, Ascomycota, Sordariomycetes, Hypocreales, Hypocreaceae. The record is from RefSeq and is a predicted model, not a curated record. The transcript has a single exon.
AUGGUGAUUGCGGGCUUCUUCGCCGUCGCCAUAUUCAACAGCAUUGAGAUUUUGAUUUGGAUCUUCAGCAAGUUCAAGCGCAGGAAGAACUUUUACUUCUGGAGCCUGGUGGUUGCUGCGCUCGGAAUACUCAUCCACUCGAUUGCUGUGUUUUUGCGUUACUUUGCCCUCGCGCCAAACGUUUUAAUGUGCGUCUUCACGCUCAUCGGCUGGUGGACCAUGGUCACUGGCCAAUCUUUCGUGAUGUACUCGCGCCUAUAUCUCGUCGUGCGCGACCGGCGGAAGAUCAGAUGGGUACUAAUUCUGAUCAUCACCAAUGUCUUUGUGCUACAUCUUCCGGUAUCGAUCCUCUUUCUCGCCAGUAACAUCACACACUCUACACAGUUCAUCGAAGUCUUCAAUAUCUAUGAGAGGAUUCAGCUAAUCGGCUUCUCCAUCCAAGAGUCCAUCAUCUCAGGUUUGUACGUGUGGGAGGCAACGCAUUGGCUCAAACCCCUUAUGGAUAUGAAAGGACGCGAGGGGAAAAGGAUGAUACGCCAUUUGAUCAUCCUACUCGUCAUCACCGUGCUUCUUGAUAUCAGCCUCAUUUUAACCCAGUUUACGAAUAAUUUUGAUAUACAAACAACAUACAAACCCGUUGUCUAUAGCAUCAAGCUCAAGUUCGAGUUUAUCAUACUCAACGAGCUAAUUAUGUUAACCCGGUUAGACAUAUGUGCCCACCCCCGACCGGAGGACUUUUCUGAUAGGAACCGCUGUCAGCUCGCGUCUGGUGCUGCAACGACCAACCCUACCCCCAUACACGAUGGUGUACAAUGUGUCGAGGAUGUUGAGAGAGUGUGCACAGCAAAGAGCAGGACAAAUCACAUCUUCGACGGCAGAUUUGACAGCCCCGCUCCUUCAAGUUCCCUCGAACCUGCAGAGAACAACCACCAUCUCCCAGUGGUAGCUUCAGACGCAUGCUCAACUGUAUCAGAAGGCACGAAACAAUAG